This is a messenger RNA of Stomoxys calcitrans (stable fly), 3100 nucleotides long. RefSeq names its product UDP-galactose transporter senju (gene senju). The transcript has 4 exons. Gene Ontology annotation, biological process: pyrimidine nucleotide-sugar transmembrane transport. Gene Ontology annotation, molecular function: UDP-galactose transmembrane transporter activity. Gene Ontology annotation, cellular component: Golgi membrane. The record is from RefSeq and is a predicted model, not a curated record. Lineage: Eukaryota; Metazoa; Arthropoda; Insecta; Diptera; Muscidae. The coding region runs from base 829 to 1992 and encodes 387 amino acids.
GCUGUUUAUAUUUAUUGCGUUUUUCUCGUUAUAGGGCCUAGAUCAACGAAAAUAAAGAAAAGAAAAAAAAAUUAACAAAAACCUAUUUUCUAUAUGGGCCAAAGAAAAUAACAAUUUCAUCGGGACUUUUGUCGAGUGUGUCAUCAAUAGCAACUGUAUUAAACUAUCGAUUGAAGCUCAAAGGUUGAGAAAAGUUCUGCUUUUUAAUUAAAGGAAAUGUGAAUGACAUCAUAAAGAAAAUUCAACGGAAAAACAAUCACAAAAACAUCUUUGCAACAAUUUUAACUCAACAAGGUCAAGGAAAUGGCUGGAACAAGUAAGCAAGCAAUUAUACAGCGAUCAAAACAGAUUCUCCAAGAAUGGCUGAAGGCCUGAAUGCUUACGUUUUCAUUAUAGUGAGAAACAACAAUUACAUAUAAGAUGCUUGGCAGCGGAUGGAUACUGUCGAACUAGUAUAAAAAAACACAACCAAUCAUCAGCACGCUAAAAAAGCUACAACCAACCUUCAAUAGUUUUGUGUUGUGAAAAUCAAACACCCCCCCGAUAUCCAAACAAGAAAAAGCAACACAAACACAUCGCGAACUUCUGAACUUCUGUGAUAAACAUAAACAGAAAAUUGAUAAGUAAAAAAAUGCAAAAAAUUACUAGAACGAGCAAUCAGUCAACUCAGUGAAAUGAAAUUGUUAGCAUACACUGUAAUCGAUGGAGUUUUAAAAAUUCCAUAACAUUUCAAAACUGAAAAAAACUAAAAAAAAAACAAUUUUUUAAUAGCUUAUUUUAAAACUUACGCACAUACUUUUAAGUAAACCGACUAUCUUGAGUGCCAACAUGGCGAUAAAUUGGAGAGAAUUGUUUCCCACGAAACUAACAUUACUUAUAUUCAUUUUGUACAUGUCCCUUUUCAUAGGGCAAGGAAUAUUUGUCACCGCCUCCCAAGAUGCAAAUAACUCUUACAGCUACAAUACUGUUACAGUUGUACUGCUAACAGAAGUUUUGAAACUUCUUGUUUCUGGAGCGCUUUAUAUGAAAGACCACAGCUUCCCCACUUUGGUCAAGGAUGUCCGCAAAGACUCCAAUGUAAUGAUGCUUUAUUUUGUUCCUGCCUUUUUGUAUUGUUUAUAUAAUAAUUUGGCCUUUGUUAAUUUAUCAACAUUCGAUCCCACCACCUAUUACUUGUUGCUGCAACUACGAGUUGUCAUAACAGGUAUUUUAUUUCAGAUAAUUUUCAAAAAAUAUCUAACCAAACGCCAAUGGAUGUCAUUAGUUCUACUAACUGUGGGCUGCAUGAUAAAACAAAUAAAUUUCUCUGGUGCCUACAGCGAAAGUGAUGCUAGCCCCGAGGCUAUUACUAACAAAAAUCCACUUGUAACUCAGGCUACAACCAAAAUGGAACACCAAAUGAGCAGUAAAAAUAUGAGUGGUUUUGAUUUUAGUCUAAGUGCCCUACUAAUACUGGCCCAAACUAUAUUCUCCUGCUUGGCUGGUGUCUACAAUGAAUAUUUAUUAAAGGACAAAGGCUCCGAAGUUAAUAUUUUCAUUCAAAAUGUCUUCAUGUAUUUAGAUUCAAUAGUUUGUAAUGUUGUGAUACUUUUAUGUAAGGGAGAACUAUUCUCCGCCUUCACAUCGGAUAGUCUACAAGCAAUAUUUCGCUUUAAAGUCAUAGUAAUUAUUAUAAAUAAUGCUGCGAUUGGCAUAGUGACUAGCUUCUUUUUAAAAUAUAUGAACUCCAUAUUGAAAACCUUUGCCAGUGCAUUGGAAUUGUUGUUUACAGCGGUUCUGUGUUACUUCCUCUUUGCAAUACCAAUUUAUAUCAAUACCGCUUUGUCCAUAGCUGUAGUUUCCUUUGCCAUUUACCUGUAUACCCAAAGUCCAGUGGUGAAUGUGGGCAAGGUACGUCCGUUGACUAGUGUCAGCGAUGCAAAGACAUCAUAUGACCAAAGAAAACUUUUGGAUGCAGAUGGGGAUACGGAUCUCGAAAUGGAUAUGGUGUAGUAGUUAUUAUUUUAUUGAUCAGCUGUUAUAUUUUAAUGUAUCUUUUUUUUACCAAGUUGUAUAUUUGUUUUAAAUUUCAAAAUUGUUAAGUAUUUUGUGUGUACAUUUGUUUUAAUUAUAAAAUACAUAUAUAUGUUUGUUUAUGUUAUGGCUUUGUAAAAAGACUCAUUUUUGUGUAGAUAUUUUCAGUUGUCACAAAUAACUAUAUCCACCUUGACCUACUUAUUGAUGUUUAAAAUCACGAUAGGAAAUCAGAAUAUUAGGAAUAGCAUGCAUUUAAACUCACAGUUGCUUAUUUUAUUCAUUUGAAAAACUUAGCCGCUUAUUAUAUAGAGAUAUUUUAAGUUGGGGCAAAAACUAUCACCAUUAAAACCAUUUAAAAGCCAUAAUGGUCUAUUAUACCGAAUUUAAAUUAAAAACAUUUUUUUGAAACCUUGCGCUUAUUUAGUCUUAUUCACCAAUUGCUAUCAAAUCCCUGUGGUUUAAAUGUUAUCUAAGAUAGAGGUCUAACCUAACAGGAACAAAAAUUUGUUAACUAAUCUUUUGAGUUUUCCAACCAUUUCUGCCUUUCUGUUUUUUAUGAAGUGAAAUUUUUUUAAGUAUAUUUUUAAAGACUUAUGAUUUUAAAUGUUUUAUGUCAACAGUCACAGAUAAACUUCACGUUUUCUUUUUAUAAGACCGCCCACCAAAUAGUUAUUUAUUUUAAAUUGAUGUCAAUACUAUUUAAAGUUCAUCAACCACUUUUAGCUUCUCUUACAAUUAAAAUGUAUUUUUUAACCCCUCAAAAUCCAGGGGUUAACAUAUCUUCCUCCUAGCCGUACUUCUUACCUAUACUAUACAUAAUUGACCGAUUAAAGUGCAUUAUAAAGAAACUCAUGACGUUUAAUGCUAUAUAAUAUAAUUUGAAAGAAUUUAAGGUUUUAACUCUAAUCAUUAACGCAUAGAAGCUAUGAUUUACUUUUUAUAUAAAAAAGACUUAUUGAUAGAAACAUAUACUUAGAGGUAUAGAAACUCUUAUUUGGCUAUGAAGUGAUAUCUAAGCCAGCCUUAUUAACCAAAGUAUUUGUUCAAUAAAAUAUAAAUGAUAUGAUUUUGUAAUAAAAUUAAA